Molecule: messenger RNA, 3254 nt
Organism: Xiphias gladius (swordfish)
Lineage: Eukaryota; Metazoa; Chordata; Actinopteri; Istiophoriformes; Xiphiidae
Gene: scin
Product: scinderin
Exons: 15
Coding region: 13-2274 (753 amino acids)
Biological process (GO): actin polymerization or depolymerization; barbed-end actin filament capping; actin filament severing
Cellular component (GO): actin cytoskeleton; cytoplasm
Molecular function (GO): actin filament binding; phosphatidylinositol-4,5-bisphosphate binding
Source: RefSeq, a predicted model, not a curated record
GCAGCAGCAGACAUGGUGCUCCACCACAAAGAGUUCACCACUGCAGGCAAGACAGGCGGUCUGCAGAUUUGGAGGAUCGAGAAUAUGGAGCUGGUCCCUGUGUCUGAGAGCUUACAUGGGAGCUUUUAUACUGGAGAUGCUUAUGUGAUUCUCAACACUGUCAAACAGAAGGGCAGCUUUUUCUAUCACCUGCACUACUGGCUGGGAAAGGAGUGCAGCCAGGAUGAGAGCGCCGCUGCAGCCAUCUUUACUGUGCAGCUGGAUGACUACCUGGGAGGAAAACCGGUCCAGUACCGAGAGCUGCAGGGGUUUGAGUCGACAGCCUUCUCCAGCUACUUCAAGGGAGGGAUCACUUACAAAACAGGAGGCGUGACCUCGGGCUUCCACCAUGUGGUCACCAACGACCUUUCAGCGCAGAGACUCCUCCACAUCAAGGGCCGUCGUGUCGUCAGGGCCACCCAGGUCCCCCUCAGCUGGUCUAGCUUCAACAGCGGAGACUGCUUCAUCAUUGACCUUGGAGAUAAGAUCUAUCAGUGGUGUGGAUCCAAGUGUAACCAGUUUGAACGACUGAAGGCAGCACAAGUGGCCAGAGGUAUCCGUGACAAUGAGAGAAAUGCCCGUGCUGAACUGUUGGUCAUAGAAGAGGGAAGUGAACCAUCCAAGUUAACUGAUGUCCUUGGAGUCAAGCCAGAGCUGUCAGUGGGAGAUGAUGAGGAUGAUAUGGACGCAGACAUGUCCAACAGAAAAAUGGCGAAACUAUACAUGGUAUCUGAUGCAUCAGGAUCCAUGAAAGUUACCAUUGUCAAGGAGGAAAACCCAUUCCUCCAGAGUGACCUGCUGUCAGACGAAUGCUUCAUCCUGGAUCAUGGCAAAAACAAGAUGAUAUUUGUGUGGAAAGGGCACCACGCCAACCCCAGUGAAAGAAAAGAGGCCAUGAAAACUGCAGAGGGCUUCAUCAAACAGAUGAAAUACCCAGCAAACACACAGAUCCAGGUGCUGCCAGAGGGAGGGGAGACUCCCAUGUUCAAACAGUUCUUCCUGGGCUGGAAGGACAGAGAUCAGAGCGACGGCUUUGGCAAGGUGUUUGUCACUGAGAGGAUUGCCAGGAUCCAGCAGGUGGAGUUUGAUGCUUCCAAGCUCCAUGAGUCUCAACACAUGGCAGCCCAGUACAACAUGGUGGAUGAUGGGAGAGGAGACACACAGAUCUGGAGGGUGGAGAGCAGUGGCAGAGUCCCAGUUGACACAAAGAGCUAUGGUCAGCUCUACGGUGGAGACUGUUACAUCAUCCUGUACACUUACGGGAAGAGGCAGAUCAUCUACACCUGGCAGGGAGCCAGCUGCUCUUUGGAUGAGCUAACAGCCUCAGCAUUCCUGACUGUGGAACUGGAUCGUUCACUGGGAGGGAAUGCUGUUCAGGUCAGAGUGUGCCAGGGUAAAGAACCCCCCCAUCUGCUGAGUCUCUUCCAAACGAAACCCCUCAUUGUAUAUAAAAGUGGUACGUCCCGCCUUGGAGGCCAGGCCCCCCCACUUCCAACCCGACUGUUUCAGGUACGACGGAACCUGGGCACAAUCACCAGAAUCGCUGAGGUUGAUGCCAUUGCAGCCAAUCUGAACUCUAACGACGCCUUCCUUCUGAAGAUGCCUGAUGGACGGGGCUAUCUGUGGAAGGGCAAAGGGGCCAGUGAAGAAGAGGAAAAAGGAGCUCAGUACAUGAGCAAAGAGCUGAACUGCCGCAGUAACUGCAUCUUGGAAGGAAAUGAACCAGCUGAAUUCUGGGCUGCAUUAGGGGGGAAGACAGAGUACCAGACCUCAGAAAGACUGGAGAGUCAGACCAUGACUCACCCUCCUCGCCUGUUUGGAUGUUCCAACAAGACGGGCAGGUUCAUAAUUGAGGAGGUACCAGAAGAGUUCACACAGGAUGACCUGGCGGAAGACGAUGUGAUGCUUCUGGAUGUGUGGGAUCAGGUACACAUCUGUAGGGCUUUUGUUAGACCAUGUCCCUGGACAAACUGGACAGUCACUCUAACACACAGUCUUCUGUUGCAGGUUUUUGUCUGGAUUGGAAAGGAUGCCAAUGAGGUGGAGAGGACUGAAUCUGUCAAAUCUGCCAAACAGUACAUAGAGACUGAUCCGAGUGGCCGGGACAAGCUCACUCCUGUGGUGGUGGUGAAGCAAGGCCAUGAGCCCCCCACCUUCACAGGCUGGUUCCUGGCCUGGGACCCCUCCCACUGGAACUCGGUCACCAGGAGUAUGAAGUGCAUGAAUGUUAAAUAGAUAUAUACUGGUCCACCCAGGAAAACUUAAAUAUUAUCCGUCAUAUAAUCAGUGUAUUAAAAUCGUUUUUAUUGGAAUUUGUAUUGAUGAAUGAUUGUUGCUGUAAGCAUAUUUAAUGAUAUAUAAUUAUAUACAUCAACAAAAGCCUUAUAUUGUCUUGUAAAGCAUGUAUUAAGUCUUUACAUACAUAUGCAGAUCAUUCAAAUUAUUCUUGACGUUGAAAAUAGUAGGUUGUAACUCAAGGUCCACUUCUCCUGGAACUUUCAGCUAGAUUCCAUGGCCUUCAUCAACACAUGGAGUUUGCGGAGUUGUCAUGGAGAGUGAGGAAAAGGUGUAUAUAAACCAAUCAGCCAAAACAUUAAAACCAGUGACAGGCGAAGUGCAUAGCAUUGAUCAUCUUGUUACAGCGCAAUGCUCUGCGGGAAAACCUUGGGUCCUGGCAUUCAUUUGGAUGUUGCUUUGACAUGUACCACCCAGCAAGCAACCCCCCUCAGGGCAACAGCACUCCCUGACUGCAGCGGCCUCCCUAAGCAGCACAAUGUGCCCUGCCAUUGCAAAAACUGCCCAGAAAUGGCUCGAGGAACACAACUAAGAGCCCAAGGCAUUGACAUGGCCUCCAAACUCCCCAGAUCCCAAUCCGAUACAGCGUCCCUGUGGGAUGCGCCGGAACAAUUCAGAUUUAUUUAGCCCCCAACCUGCAACCCACAGGAUCCAAAGGAUCCGCUGCCAAUGUACCGGUGCCCGACACCACAGGACACCCGAGAGGUCCUGUGUCCAUGCCCCAAUGGGUCAGAGCUGUUUUGGUGGCAUGAGGGGGGCCUAAACAAUAUUAGGCAGGUGGUUCUAAUGUUGUGGCUGAUCGGUGUAAAUAAAUGCUUCACAGCCAUAUACAUUUCCAGCGUCAGCUGAACAUUUAAUGUUAUGAAUAGAUUUUGUGUAUAUGCUUUUGUCUGGGCUAAGAUUUAGAAUAGACAUCAGUG